Molecule: messenger RNA, 480 nt
Organism: Adineta ricciae
Lineage: Eukaryota; Metazoa; Rotifera; Eurotatoria; Adinetida; Adinetidae
Source: the annotation of a GenBank genome assembly
AUGAUUUCAAUAGGGAUCAGCAUGUUGGCUGACCGGUUUUCAGACGAUCACGCACGUGGCACAAUGCUUGGACAUGCUCUCAGUGGUGUCGGUGUAGGUUUAAUGGUGGGACCUAUCUUUGGAGGUCUUACUUACUUCUACUUUGGUCAAACCGUUCCUUUUCUUAUUCUUGCUAGACUCGCUCUGUUCGAUGGCUUACUUCGCCUAAGUAUAAUUUUGGUAAAAUCGAGUCUCAAUUCGAAGACAACAACGGACGAGGGACCGAUUUGUGGCUCGUCUAUUCUAAUAUUUUUUCAAGAUCGUUCCAUGCUCAUUAUUCUGGGUGCACAUAUGAUCGCGUUGUUUGGUGUGGCAGUUAUUCAAACCACUUUGCCUAUUUACAUGAUGACUAUUAGUGUGGCGGCAACUCUCAUUGAGCAAGGCAAAAGCAAUCGUAUCUCAGUCGAUUAUUUUUUUUUAUACAAAAUUCUUUUCAUUUAG